Molecule: messenger RNA, 617 nt
Organism: Gossypium arboreum
Lineage: Eukaryota; Viridiplantae; Streptophyta; Magnoliopsida; Malvales; Malvaceae
Product: protein RALF-like 33
Exons: 1
Coding region: 68-448 (126 amino acids)
Source: RefSeq, a predicted model, not a curated record
UCCUAAAUCCUGCCCUUAUUUCCACUCCCUCCUUCAACAGAAAUACAAAAUCUAAGAAACCUCAAAAAUGGGAAGCUAUAGAUUCUCCUUCACUUUCCUCACCAUUUCCACCAUCCUGGCCGUCCACGUGGCGCUCUCGUCUUCUUCUCCCACUCUCGACGUCGUCGGCGGCCUUUUUCUCCCGAGUAAAUCGGAAUGCCGCGGAUCCAUCGCCGAGUGCCUGAUGCUAAGCGGGGAGGAGUCUUCGGACUUCGAUGCUGAGUUCGCCAUGGACUCCGAGAUCAGCAGGCGCAUUUUAGCCAGGACUCGCUACAUUAGCUACGGUGCGUUGAGGAGGAACACGGUGCCAUGCUCGCGACGUGGCGCGUCCUACUAUAACUGCCGGCCGGGAGCUCAGGCUAAUCCUUACUCACGCGGGUGCAGUAGAAUUACGCGCUGUCGGCGUUAGAUUUAUUACUAUUUUUUAAAUUAUCCUUUUAAUUUAAAAAAAAAUUUGUUGCCUCUCUAUUUCUAAAAAUGUAAUUUAAUUUCAUCUUUAUUUUCUUCUUAUAUUUGAAUAAUUUAAUUGUGUGUAUUGCUUGCUGAUGCGAUUGUUGUUCUCAAAUAUUUUUCCAAAA